Messenger RNA from Hirundo rustica (Barn swallow), 3132 nucleotides. RefSeq names its product bone morphogenetic protein 2-like. Bases 432 to 1610 code for a protein of 392 amino acids. Gene Ontology annotation, molecular function: growth factor activity; cytokine activity. Gene Ontology annotation, cellular component: extracellular region. The record is from RefSeq and is a predicted model, not a curated record. NCBI's taxonomy places the organism in Eukaryota, Metazoa, Chordata, Aves, Passeriformes, Hirundinidae. The transcript has 5 exons. Gene Ontology annotation, biological process: SMAD protein signal transduction.
UACCAGUCUGACACUGAGCCCCCGCCACGAUCCGCGCUCUCAGCAGCGGCUGCGAGAGGGGCAGCACGGGCUGCUGUGGCAGGACCAUGGGGAGGGGAUGCUCAUCUUGAUGGGCUGCAUUCCUCCACACAAAGGUGCUCCGAUUUGUCCCAUUAGUGCCGUCAUUAAAAUCCAGUUAGUCCCCUACGGAGAGCCAAUGCAGCCCAGCCAAGACGCUGGCAAGGAGCUGGUGGCCAACACCCCCGUUUCCCCUAUAGCCCUGGGAGUGCCUGGUGAGCCGUCCUCCUUCCCGCUUGUGUACUGGGGCUAAUUGAUGCAGGGGGCCCGGGAGCCGGGCUUCUCACCUUGUUAGCAUGGCAAUUAGCUCUCUUUACCCUCCUGAUUGCUCCUGUGCAUAUUUCACUUCAGUCCAGCUUUCCAGUGAGUUAUAAAUGCAGCACCGGGGAGGCCGGCGGAGUUGCGAAGGGACAGGGCACAGAGCCAUGCUGGGGACUGUCCUGCUGCUGCUGGCCCUGGCCAAGACGGCAUGCCCGAGCCCAGCCAGCGUGGCGAGCCGGCGGGCUGAGGCGCUGAAAAAACUCCUGGAAGUCUUUGGCAUGGAAGACCCUCCGGCCCCCCCAACUCACUUCAAGCAGCCACCCCAGUACAUGGUGGAUUUAUUCAACACUGUUGCCAAUGCAGACGGUGUCACCAAGAACCCUGACAUCCUGGAAGGCAACACUGUCCGCAGCUUCCUGGAUAAAACUCACAGCGAGGAGAUGCGGUUCCUGUUUGUCCUCUCCAGCGUGGCCAAGAAUGAGAAGAUCCUGACGGCAGAGCUGCACCUCUUCCGCCUCUGGCCGAGGGUCACGGACGGGCCCAAAAGGCACCACUUCUGCCAGGUCAGUGUGUACCAGGUGCUGGAGAAAGACAAGCCAGACACCCCCGAAGGGAAGAAGCUGCUGGCAGCACGGCUUGUCUCACUGCAAACCUCGGGCUGGGAAGUCUUUGCCAUCACACCAGCUGUUCGCGACUGGACCGAAGAUGAAAGCAGCAACCAGGGUUUGCUGGUGACAGUCCAGGGCCUGGGGGGGAGCCCGCUUGACCCCCCACCCCUGCAGUUUGCAUCUGGCCGGGGCCACCACGAGAGCAAGAAGCCCAUGCUGGUCCUUUUCACAGACGAUGGGCGCCGUGGAGCAUCGCUGCCCACAGCUGGCUUCCCAGAUUUAAAGCCUCAGGCUCCUGAUCUCCCUGCCAAGAUGCCGGUGCCCAAGCUGGGCAGGUCACGCAGUACACGCUCGCUGGACCGGUUUCAGCCCUGCCAGAGGCAUCCCUUGUCUGUGGACUUCGAGGAGAUUGGCUGGUCUGGCUGGAUCAUCUCACCACGGGGGUACAACGCCUUCCACUGCAAAGGCUCCUGCCCCUUCCCUCUGGGCGAGAACAUGCGUCCGACGAACCACGCCACGGUGCAGUCCAUCAUCAAUGCCCUGAAGCUGAGCGAGGGUGUCAGCAGCCCCUGCUGUGUGCCCGACAAGCUCUACUCCAUCAACCUCCUCUACUUCGAUGACGACGAGAAUGUGGUCCUCAAGCAGUAUGAUGACAUGGUGGCCGCGAGCUGCGGCUGCCACUGAGGCAGGAGUUGCAGGGGGCUGGAAACACCACUGCAGUAGAGGCUGCACCCGCUGCCUCCAAAGCAUCAGUGGGGUCUCUGUCCCACAGACCCUCUAAAAGAGACUGGAUGAGCAAAGCAAGGGGGUGCUGGGUCUGCCCCUGACAGGGCCAGCCCAGGAAGGCUCAGGGCCGAGCUCUGAUCAAAUCAACCCGAACGAGCCAAUGUGAACCAGCAGCCCCAGGGAAGCCGCUCCAUUUUGGGGUGCUCUGUGCGGGGGCAUGGGUGUCCCUGCCCAUACAGAGGCUUCUGCAGGCUGUACUAUAUGUAUAUAGCAAGAGCACUAAUAUAUGACAGAUACCGCCUGUACAGUGUCCUGUAAAUAUCUGUACAUUCCUGCAUUGCUGUGACUUGUAAAAUUAAUUCCGAGUAAUUAUUUAAAAGUGCCAUUCUCCAAAGGCUGCCUGUGGACUCUGAACUGCUGCCAGGACCAGGGCAAGCAGACAUCUCACAGGCACAGGGAAGGGGAUGCACACGGGGGGAUGAAGAUCCAGCCACAGCGCAGUCUCCAAGGGCAAGGGGACGAGGUUGGUGUGCCCCAUUCCUUGAAAGCUGAAUGAUCUCAGGAUUCAUCAGUCUGCAACUGCGGGUGCAGGGAGGUUGAGCAAGAGAUGGGGGUGCUCGGGGGAAUGUGGUGACGGGGUCUGGGGUGGAAUGGGGGUGUGUAUAGAGGUGCCUGGAGCUGAUGCUGCUGGGGCAGGUGGAUGGUGGCUAUCAUGGUUUAACCCCAGAUGGCAACUACACACCACACAGCCACUGGCCUCCCCAUCCUGGUGGGAUGGGGAGGAGAAUCAGAAGAAAAGGUAAAACCUGUGGGUUGAGAUAAGGAAAGUUAAAUAAUGGAAAUAAAAGAAUACAAAAUAUUGUAAUAUUUAAUAAUAUUUGUAAUGAAAAGGGAGACACCAGAAGGAAGGAGUCAUAAACACUGGGACAGAGAGGUGAUGCCCAAUACCCAGUUGCUCAGCACCCACUGAUCUGUGCCCAGCGUGUCUCCUAGCAGCAAUCAGCUGCUGGUAGACGAGUGUGUGAUAAAGAUUAUUCUCACCCUGAAUCUAAAAUACAGCAUUGUACCAGCCACUGGGAAGAAAAUUAACUCUAUUGCAGCUGAAACCAGGACAGGGGGGUGGGAGAGCUCUGGGGGAAGAUGGUCAGAGGAAACUGCUGUGCCCAGAGAGAAUGUUCCUCAUGGAAGACAAAUGGGGUGGAAACCAGAGCUGCCCAAUGCAGUGGGAUCAGAUCAGUGCUGGGGAGGUGUACAGAGGGCGGGUGUCAGUGUGGGUUACCAAGGAGAGGGUGCUGGCACAGCCCCCUUGUCCCCUGCAGUCCAGCUCUCAGUGGGAAUGUGGCUGUCCCUGCCAGAGCACUCAGCUCCUCCAAAUCCCUUUCCAAGCUUCCAAUAACAGCAGCUUAGCUACAGUCCCAGGCUGAUACCAGGAGUCCCCUGGCACCUCUGCAUCUCCAAGCCCAGCUCACUAGCAAGCGAA